Schistosoma rodhaini is the source of this 3264-nucleotide messenger RNA. The record is from the annotation of a GenBank genome assembly. Lineage: Eukaryota; Metazoa; Platyhelminthes; Trematoda; Strigeidida; Schistosomatidae.
AUGAAUUUAACAUUAUUAAAUCAAUAUUCAUGUGAAUUACAAGCAGCUAUUUUGUUGUCAAUAUGUUUAGGGACAUUUUUUAUGGGAGCAUUGUUAAUCUAUUUAACUACAUUAUAUCAAAGAAGACGAAAGAAAAGAGAUUUAGAUGAAGAAAAUGUUCGAAAAUUAUUACGAUUUAAAAAUUCAUUAUGGUUAUUAAAAUAUGCUAAAGCUACAUUGGCUGGAAAAAAUGCAUUUGGAAGAUUAUUGAUACUAUCAAGAACUUUAUCAGGCUUAUUUUGUAUGAGCAUAUACUUAUGGAAUACACAUCAGAUUUUAACAGGAAAUACUUUCUGUACCGCUUUCACAGAACAAUGGAGAUUCUAUGUAGAAAUGAGCUUGUUUGGAUUUUUGUAUUUCGCUAGACUGACAAAAAUUCCUGAAUCAUUAGUAUUAUUAAGAAUUAUAAAUCAUGAACGUUCUAUACGUAUAGUAAAUUUAAUAUUUGAACUCUUGGCUGCAUGGACUGUUAUAGCUGGUAUUGCAUUUGUUCUUGAACGCAUGGGUAAUUUUUGGAUCACAGAAAGAAACGGUCAAAAACUUGAAUAUUUGGAUUGCUUAUACAUGAUCCUUGUAACAUUGGCUACCGUUGGUUAUGGAGAUAUUGUAUGUAUAAGUUAUUUAGGUCGUAUUUUCAUCAUAUUUGUCAUUAUUGGAGCACUUAUAUCAGUAACAACACAUAUGUCGGAACUUAGUGAAUUAUUUCAACAACACAACCAAUAUAACAAAGUGAUUUAUAUGGAACACAAUCCAAAGCACAUAGUUGUAUGUGGAUCAAUAAAUUACCAUACGCUUUCAAUAUUUUUUGAUGAAUAUGUUAAUGCCGAUCAAGGCCAUUAUGAUGAAAAUAUGAUGAUUGUCAUCCUGUCAGAGAUCGAUCCCGAUAUUAGUCUAACGGCGUUACUUCAGAGAGAAAGCACUACAAUGAGAUUUUUGAAAGGAUCUGUGACAUUGCCAGAAGAUUUGGAAAGAGCUAAAGUGAGAACUGCUGACGCUGUGAUUAUUCUAUCCAAUAAAUGUAGUCAAACCCCUGUUGAAGAUGACUGGAAAAAUUUAAUGUGUGUUGUUUCCAUAAAAAAUCUAUAUCCAAAUAUUCGAAUAAUUUGUGAACUUAUGUUAAUUGAAAGUAAGGUAUGGAUGUCGAAUAUACCUGGGUGGAAAGAGUAUGAAAGUGAUCAAUUCGAUAGAGCUAUUUGUUUAACACAGAUGAAACUUGGUCUACUGGCAUUGAAUUGUGUUUCAAAUGGGGUAUCAACUCUGUUAUGUAAUUUUAUAAUGCGUGAUUCGGUACCAACAGCUGCAGUUAGGAAGACUUUACCUCGUUGGAUUAACGAAUACUUUCAAGGUACAAAAUAUAAAUUAUAUACAGUAAAAUUAUCUCAUGCUUUCGAUGGGAUGAUGUUUCAACAACUAGUUGGCUUGAGGACUUUCUCAACCGAUGGUCAAAUGAUGUUCGAUAAUUUUGGCCAAGUAAUAUUUUCGCCACUUAAUCGAAAUCAGGAUAAUAUAUGCGAACAGUCAAAGACACUUUCCCCAAUUGCAACAAGUUUUAUUAAAACAAUUCAAAUGUGUUUUAGCUUUCUUCGACAACCAAUUGUAACUUACUGCAAUAUGAGGACCUCCAAAAUAUUACCAAAAGUUCCCACAUGUGCAAGUAGUUUUUCAAUAAAUUCUUAUUAUCGUUAUCCGUAUCCUGAUAGUACAGUAAUUGAUUUAGCGCAACUACAAAAACUGAAUGUAAUCGAUUUGCAAUGUGAUAGUAUCGGUUUAUUUUAUUGGGUAACUGAAAGAAAGUUUUCAAACAUAUGUUUGACGAUGAAAGAGAUGAUUCGCCGUCAGUUUGAAAAUCAUAUCAUUGUAUGCAUCAUGAAACAACCUAAAGGAAUAAAAACAGGUUUAGCUAGUUUUGUACUUCCACUCAGAUCAACUUCGAUACCGGUCGAAGAAUUGAAACCAAUCAUUAUUUUGUGUGAAGCCAAAGUUAUUGAAAAUGAAUGGCGAUCGCUAAAAAACCUUCCAAAUAUCUAUGUCUUUUCAGGAUCACCAUUAAACAGAGCAAAUCUUCGAGCUGCAGGUGUUGAAAGAUGUUCAACUUGUGUUGUACUUUCAUGCUCAUUUGAUAUCUCUGGAAAGCCAUCAUUAAUGAUAGAUAAAGAAAGUAUCUUAUGCACUUUGAAUAUUCGUCAAUUGUUAGCUGAUGCACAUAAAACAAAUCAUUUAAACACGACUGAACAAAAUCAUCCUAUGCUUGUGACUGAGCUUUAUGAUGUAACCAAUGCAAGCCUUCUAUCAACUAAAUCGAAAUAUGGAACUACUUUCUUCAAUCCAUUAAUUGCCUCAGGAAAUAUUUUCGAAUCUAACGUCUUGCAUAGUCUUUCAUCUAACGUACUAUUCGAUCCAACUGUAAUAACAUUUAUUGAGACAAUUUUAGGCGGUGGACCAGGUCAUGAAGUAGAAAAAAUAUUUGCUAUUGAUAGUGGUUUCUUUCCAGGCUUGAGAGGACAACCAGUCAGUACUUUAACAUUUCCAGAUUAUCUAACUGGUAAUAUACCAAGUCAAGUUGAUGAUAAAAACGAAAUUAAUCAGCCAUAUUCCAGAGAAGUACAAAACACUUUGUCAACUACUGGUUCUAUCUCGGAUUUAAUGAAUAAUGAACACAAUAAAGUGUUUUCAAAGCAGAAUAGUUUAAAUGGAAAUAUAUUCCAGUUUGAUGAAGAAUUAAGAUCACGUGAAUCAAGUGACUGUUAUGUAGAAGGUAAUAAGAAUGUAAUCUAUGAUAUAUUUAAUGAUGCAGAACUCUUGAAAGAGAAGACAGAUUCUAAUUAUAUAACAUCAGAUCAUGAACAAAUAAAUGUCAAAAGUUUUUUAAGCUAUAAAACUGAAACAGGUGAAGCGAUCGCUGUUCGGCUAUCCCAACUUCGUUUAAUACCCCUAAUGGAAUUGGAUAAAGAACUUCAUCAUUUAGCUUCCCAGAAAACUCUGACUUUCAGUCAAUUAUUUCAUGCUCAGUUGGCAAGUACCGGAACAAUAUCAAUCGGCUUGUAUCGUAGUGUUGAAGCUAGCAAUAAUAUGGAGGAAUAUUUGUCAUCCAAAAACAUAUACCUUGAAGCUAGUGGAAAAAUCGAAAGAUUUGUUUACACAUUACCAGAACCUACAACUCCAAUAUACCCAAAUGAUAUGGUUUACUGCCUUACAGCGAUGACUGAAAAUCCAAUGGUGGGGUAG